AUGUGUGUCCAAACAAACAAAAUGGCGGCCCACAUGAAAGUAACUCAUACACUUUACGAAGACUCAACAAUAACUCUAGCCUUAUUUGCUGAUAUAGAGUCAUGCAAGAUCCUUAGGCAAAAUGUCAUGAGUGGUUUAAUCGAAGCAAGUCUUCUUAAAGCAAAUAUGGUGAUUGAUUCAUUUCAAGUUUUGGUAGCAGCCAAUAAGGCAGUCCACCUUCACCGUACAAACUCAAUGGUAACAAAGAAUGUGCACUCAGAGAUUUUAUAUAGUCUUUCACCAAGCAAAAAUAUUUCUGAAUCUUUUCGAUCUUUUGGUGUAUCAGAUUCAGACAAAAGUGUGUUUGUAGCUAUUGUGGAUGACGCUGAUGACAAAACAUUGAACAAAAUAACGGAAUUGCUGGGGAAAGAGCCAUCUCAGUUAGAUCAACUUCCAGAAAUAGCAGACACAAAAUUAAUCACAAAGGUAUAUAAAGUAACAGAAGAGGAGUUAUCAAACUUUUCUUUACUGGAUUCGCUUGUGACCAGGAUAUCUUCAAAAGAAAUAAUAACAGCAGGGAAAGGAAAAAACUAAAUUUUAUUUGUGACAUUACACUUACUCAAUCAU
This is a messenger RNA of Physella acuta, 606 nucleotides long. RefSeq names its product EKC/KEOPS complex subunit TPRKB-like. The record is from RefSeq and is a predicted model, not a curated record. Gene Ontology annotation, biological process: tRNA threonylcarbamoyladenosine modification. Gene Ontology annotation, cellular component: nucleus; cytosol; EKC/KEOPS complex. NCBI's taxonomy places the organism in Eukaryota, Metazoa, Mollusca, Gastropoda, Physidae.